AUGAAUUUCUCAACCAUCUUCUCAACUAUCUUUGUUCUAUUCACAUUUCUAUUCCAUGUUUCAUAUUCUGCAAUUAUACUGAAUUAUCCACGAGUUCAAGUUCAAGAUCCUUUGCAUUUUGAUAGUUAUGGAAAUUUAUUAAUUGGCAAUCAGUUUAAUGGAUUCUACCCAGGCACAUGUCUUGGCCCAAGCUGUCCGUGGGGAAAAUAA
Molecule: messenger RNA, 210 nt
Organism: Caenorhabditis angaria
Lineage: Eukaryota; Metazoa; Nematoda; Chromadorea; Rhabditida; Rhabditidae
Source: the annotation of a GenBank genome assembly